UCCGCAGGUAAAUCAUCGCUUGUGAACCAAUUCAUAGAGAACCAUUUUAAUGACGCCUACUACCCGACGAUUGAAGGCAAUUUCAUGAAAGACAUCGCUUACAAUGGCCUCGAAUAUGACUGUCAUAUAAUUGACACGCCUGGGCAGGACGAGUAUACACCCCUGGCUGGACGAUACGCCAUUGGUAUACAUGUCUACAUCAUCGUAUAUUCGAUAACAUCUCGCGAGUCUUUCAGAAUGGCGCAAAUUAUCUACAGGAAGAUACUAGACUUUGGCGGGCUGACUCGAGUUCCAUGUGUGCUUGUUGGCUCAAAACUUGAUCUCGAAGAAAGACGCGAAGUGUUCAGAUGGGAGCCCAAGGUAUUUGCCAGCAGUCAUACAUGCGCAUCGGUGGAGAUUAGUGCGAAAAUGGAUGCCCAUAUAAUUGGUGAGCAUAUAAAUACGGGGGCGACCCGCGGGGUCCUCAGAUAA
This is a messenger RNA of Laccaria bicolor S238N-H82, 471 nucleotides long. RefSeq lists its product as uncharacterized. The transcript is spliced from 4 exons. The annotation marks the transcript as partial. Gene Ontology annotation, cellular component: plasma membrane. Gene Ontology annotation, biological process: small GTPase-mediated signal transduction. Lineage: Eukaryota; Fungi; Basidiomycota; Agaricomycetes; Agaricales; Hydnangiaceae. Gene Ontology annotation, molecular function: GTPase activity; GDP binding; GTP binding. The record is from RefSeq and is a predicted model, not a curated record.